AUGUCCUCGAGUCAACAAGCAUCGACGUCCCAGACGCAGUCUAGCGCUACAUCGUCUCAGCCAUCACAACCCCAGCUCUCCCGCCAGCAAGCCGAACAAGCUCGCAAGGACAGGACACUUGCGGAUUUCUUGCUGAUGCUAGACGACUACGAGCCAUUGAUUCCCAACGAGGUCACGGAUUACUAUCUGCAACGAGUUGGCUUUGACUGCCAAGACGUCCGAUUAAAGCGACUAUUGUCACUGGCCGCUCAGAAAUUCGUUUCCGAUAUCGCCGCAGAUGCGUACCAACACGCGCGAAUCCGCACGAAUGCAUCGGCUGGGCGGUCGCGUACAGCAGGUGGUGCUAGGGUGCGCUAUCCAUUCCAUCCCGGUAAGGAUAAGACACGUACCACCUUAACCAUGGAGGAUCUUGCCGGCGCCCUGCAAGAGUACGGCAUCAAUGCCCGCAAGCCCGACUUCUAUAUGUAA
Molecule: messenger RNA, 468 nt
Organism: Punctularia strigosozonata HHB-11173 SS5
Lineage: Eukaryota; Fungi; Basidiomycota; Agaricomycetes; Corticiales; Punctulariaceae
Product: transcription initiation factor IID TAF10 subunit
Exons: 4
Coding region: 1-468 (155 amino acids)
Biological process (GO): transcription initiation at RNA polymerase II promoter
Cellular component (GO): nucleus; SAGA complex; transcription factor TFIID complex
Molecular function (GO): RNA polymerase II general transcription initiation factor activity; promoter-specific chromatin binding
Source: RefSeq, a predicted model, not a curated record